Clarias gariepinus (North African catfish) is the source of this 2675-nucleotide messenger RNA. It is a transcript of the gene diablob, whose product is annotated as diablo, IAP-binding mitochondrial protein b. Lineage: Eukaryota; Metazoa; Chordata; Actinopteri; Siluriformes; Clariidae. Bases 38 to 736 code for a protein of 232 amino acids. The record is from RefSeq and is a predicted model, not a curated record. Gene Ontology annotation, biological process: intrinsic apoptotic signaling pathway in response to oxidative stress; neuron apoptotic process. Gene Ontology annotation, cellular component: mitochondrion. The transcript is spliced from 6 exons.
CGCACUUUUGGAUUGAAGCUUUUAUUUUCAGUUCAAUAUGGCGCUGUACGGGAGAAAGGUACUCUCUGUUGGACGCUGUGCACUUAGCUUGCUGAGGCCUGCCAUGACAACGCGUCAGAUUCUCACCAGGGUGCCGUCAUUAGUCAGGAGGAACUGGAUUUCACUCGGGAUCUCUGGUGGCCUGUGUGCUGUUCCCUUUGUACAGGACAAGGUGUCCCAUGAAGCCUUGAUCCGUAGAGCCUCAUCUCUGGUGACGGACAGUGCUAAUACUUUUCUAUCUCAAACCACACUGGCACUAGUGGACUCCAUCACUCAAUAUACAAAGACAGUCCACACACUUAUAUCUCUACACAAGCGCUAUGUGGCAAGCAUCAACAAACUGAGUCCUGCAGAUGAGGACACGGUGUGGCAGGUGAUAGUUCGCCAGCGUGAGAAGCUCAUCAAAUGUAGAGAAGACUGCAAACAGUUUGAACAAAACUGGAUGACUGCAGUUAAUCUGUCCAAGCUAGCAGUUGAAGUGGCUUUUAACUCUGGAGCAGAUGCGGCGUCAGCCACGGCACAGACUAACCUGCAGAUAGCAGAAACUCAUGUGGAGCAGGCUCGACGGCGAUUCCUUGAGGCAGAACAAGAACUAAAUGACAGCAAAGCGGAAGACAGCCCGAGGCUACAGAGCACUUCACCUGCAGUGGCAGGGAACGAGGAAGAAAUUCCAGAUGCUUAUCUGAGAGAAGACUAGAGAUUUUAUAAAGACACAUGCAGCUCUUCAUCUCCACUCUGAGAGGCUUUUGUAUGUGUGUUGUUUUUUUUUAUAAUAACUUUCCAAUGAGAAAUUAAAUUACAUGCAGCACAUGGGCGAGAGAAACUACAACAAAAAGCACAGCAAUUCUUUAUAUGUUAUAUAUUUUGAUUAGUAUGUAUUUACACUGUUUUGGAAAAAAAAAAUUGUGCAGAUUAGUCUGUUUUGUUUAAGGUACGGUUUGUACUGAUAAUAUUUAUCAUUCAAUAUUGAAUGUUCAUGCACAAGAUUUGAAUAUUCAUACACAAGAUUUGCAAUAUUACAUUGCACUUUGAUAUUUAAAAUGAAUUUGCUUGUAAGUGAGCUUCACCCCAGUUAUUUAACUCCGGCGUGUGUGUGUGUGUGUGUUUUGGGGGUAUGUAUGUCAUUUGUUGAAAAGUGAAAAACUCAUACUUUCCUUGUAAAGCAGUAGAGUGUGCUAUAAAGAAAUAACUGUUCUCUUGAUUGUGAGUCCAAACCCAGCCUUUUAAACUAAUGUUAACUGAAGGCUUUAAUCUUUUUACCUGCUGUGUGUCUGUGAAAUCUGGCUCAUGUGAAACACUAUAUUGUAUAUGUGGGAGAGAUAAGUAGUUUGACAUGACAUCUGUGAGGGGCGCGUUCAAGUCUAACUCGGGACUUUUGAUUGUGCAAAAUAAUUAGUUACAACAGUAAUUACUGCUUUUCUUUCCCUAUAUAAUCUCCUUUUACACUAAUGCACUAAUCCCAGAGUUUUCUCAGGACACUUGAAACAUGAUUUUGAUGUGUUUUCUUUGAUUGAUUGUGUGAAUGGGUGUGUGAGUGUGUGUAUGUGUGUGAGCCCUGCGAUGGAUUGGCGCCAUGUCCAGGGUGUACCCUGCCUCGUGCCCUAAGCCUCCUGGGAUAGGCUCCAGGUCCCCGCGACCCUGAAUACAGGAUAAAGUGGUAUAGAAGAUGACUGAGUGAGAGUGAUUUUUAGGAACCAGACAUUCAGAGAGAUGAUUCUAAGCCACCUCGGUCGGGAUUAUCAUUCACAGAUCUAUGGCCUUUUUUAAAACGUUCAGAUGUUUUACUGCAGCUAAAAGUCUCUGGAAAUGUCUUUAUUCACGAGAAAUGUCAUUACAAAUCCCGAUUUGACUUGAACGCCCCUGGUAGUACAUUUAAAUUGAAGCUGCAGUCAGCAGUUUAAAACAUUUAAGUUUUUCUUUAUUUGCCUUUAUAAAAAAUACCUUAAUCACCGUAAUCCAAUAGUUGGACAAUGUGAAAAAUGUUUGAUUUUUAUUUUAAUUUAAAUAUGAAAAAAUAAAACUGCUUCUUGUGUUACAUGGUACAGUGUUCCAAUGAAUAGCCAUUUUCUGAAUGGUGUGAGUGGUAAUAAGUCUCCAUUUAAUCUAUGUAGUUCAUAUGAAACCCUUGUGAAAUCUUAAUACAGAAGCAAGCACUGAUUAAACAUUAUAUUUAAAAAAUGACAAUACUGUUUUUGACCUAAUAUAAAAUAAUUGCUUACAUGUUUCUAUUUUAAAUUAAUUAGCCUCACAUUUGUAUUUUGGUAUACUUUAUCUUGGAAAAUUUGUAAAUGCAAUAAUUUCUAGUGUGGGUUUAUGCCUUAUACUGUAUGCAUCAGGCAUCAUGUGUAUAGGUUGUCCAUCCGUCUAUAAAAGAUACGCGCUACUGUAUUGCUAAAAAUUGUUGGUUGAAUUUUUGUAGCAUUUAAAUGGAAUUAUCAUUGUAAAUAACAUAUCUAAUUAUCUGAGUUUUUUUAAUUUACUUUUUUCACAUUUUUUUGUACACUCUGUCUACUUUAUUAGGAAUACCUGUACAACUGCAGUUAUGUGAUCCAAUCAUGUUGCAGCAGUACAAAACAAACAUCAUGCAGAUACAAUUCAAGCAUUUGAAUAAAGGAAAAGUUUGAUCUCUGUGACUU